Messenger RNA from Macadamia integrifolia, 975 nucleotides. Its product is annotated as angelicin synthase-like. NCBI's taxonomy places the organism in Eukaryota, Viridiplantae, Streptophyta, Magnoliopsida, Proteales, Proteaceae. Gene Ontology annotation, molecular function: heme binding; monooxygenase activity; iron ion binding. The record is from RefSeq and is a predicted model, not a curated record.
UCCUAGCUGCCAGAUGCCCAACCGCUGGAGAGGAUCUCGAUGUCUCCAUUUUAAAUUUCCUCUCCCACUCGCUGGCAUUAGAAUAAGAUUAUAAGAUUCAGUGCCAGGCUGCCAGCCGAUUACUUGUGUUCAUUGGGGGAUAAACUAAUGAACACAGACCGGGACAAAACGAUUUCUCCGACCUUGACUCCCAGUCCCGCUCCCCCUCUCCCAGUAGUCAUGAGCAGCCUCUGUAAUAUCCGGUGGUGGUGGGAAGCAAGCAAUCAGAAGGACCAGUUCAACCAAACACCAGUCACCCUCACCCUCCUCGUCCUUGCCCUAUUCUGGUACACAUGGUUGCUCAAGAAAUCAAGGAACCAAAACCAUCCAUUGCCGCUAGGGCCACGACCACUGCCACUCGUAGGGAACCUCCCCUUCCUGGACCCAGAGCUCCACACCUACUUUGCUAAACUGGCUAGGACCUACGGUCCCAUCUUUAAGCUCCAGUUCGGCAAUAAGGUGGGCGUAGUUGUAAGCUCUCCAUCCUUGGCUAAGGAGGUCCUCAAGGAUCAGGACACCACCUUUGCCAACCAUGACCCGCCAAUAGCAGGACUUGUCGCCACAUACGGCGGCAUUGACAUAGCAUGGAGUCUGUAUGGUCCGCAGUGGCGGCUGCUGCGCAAGGUGUGCGCGCACGAAAUGCUCGGCAAUGCCUCCCUCAACACAGUUUACCAUCAUCGCCGGCAGGAAAUCCGUCGGACCAUCUGCCAUAUAUACAGCAAUUCUGGAUCUCCAAUCAACGUGGGUGAACAGAUGUUCCUGACUCUGCUCAAUCUAAUCACCAACAUGUUGUGGGGUGACACCCCCAAGGGCGAGACCCAUAGUGCAGGAGCAGAGUUUCGGCAAGUCAUCCGCGAGAUGAAUGAACUUCUGGGUGAGCCGAACUUCUGGGUAAGCCCAACGUCUCAGAUUUCUAUCCAAGUCUGGCCGCUUUGA